This is a messenger RNA of Gaeumannomyces tritici R3-111a-1, 1894 nucleotides long. RefSeq lists its product as hypothetical. The record is from RefSeq and is a predicted model, not a curated record. Gene Ontology annotation, cellular component: 90S preribosome; nucleus. The transcript is spliced from 4 exons. The coding region runs from base 174 to 989 and encodes 271 amino acids. NCBI's taxonomy places the organism in Eukaryota, Fungi, Ascomycota, Sordariomycetes, Magnaporthales, Magnaporthaceae.
AAAAGAAAAAAAAAUCACGUCUCCUACAUGACAAACACGUGUGUGAAUGAGAAGUAUAAUUCAGUCCCCAACUUCCCAGUAGAUCAGGGGGAAUAUUGAGUACCAAGAGAAAGCUCAUCAGACAAACUGUUUGGCUGCGCCCAUCAACACGUCCCAGCUGCCCGCGUGCCACCAUGUCUGCAGCCGUGAAAAGCUCAAUAGCCAAGCCCAAAAAGCGCAAGGCCGACGCAAUCGCCGACGACGGCGACGCAGGCGCUCCGCGGACCGCCCCCCUGGGCAGAGACAAGAAAAAGAGGCGCAAGAAGACCCGGCGGACGGGUGAGGACGAGGACAGCCUGGACCUGGACGCUGGGCUGAACCUGGCCCUGGCCAGCAUGGACGGCCAGCUGCUCUCGGACCACCUGGCCCAGCAGGUAAGCCGCUUCGGCGCCGACCUCAGUUCCGUCGAGCUGGCCGACCUGCACGUGCCCGCCGGCGCCAUCCGGGACUCGUCGUCCUUCGACAAAGGUCCCCGGUCCCUGGAGAACCUGCCCGCCUUCCUCGAGGCGUUCGCCUCCGGGGGCGUCGCCGAGCUGGGUGCUGCCCCAAAGGACAAGGGCGCGCCGCACACCAUCGUCGUCGCCGGCGCCGGGCUCAGGGCGGCCGACUUGACAAGAGCCUUGAGAAAGUACCAGAAGAAGGGUAACACGGUUGCCAAGCUUUUUGCAAAACACAUCAAGAUGGAGGAGGCUGUCUCCUUCCUGCAAAAGAAUCACACAGGAGUUGCGGUCGGAACCCCCGUUCGACUCAUGGACCUGCUUGAUAACGGUGCGCUUUCUGUCAAAAACCUCAAGCGGAUCGUGGUUGAUGCGUCCCACAUCGACCAGAAAAAGCGAGGCGUCAUGGACAUGCGAGAAACGGCCUUGCCUCUUGCCCGUUGGCUCGCCAGGCCCGAGUUCAAGGAGCGGUACGUGGAUGACGUAAACCCCCUGCAUCUGCUCUUUUACUAGGUAAGGGCAAGAACCACCUGCGCGCAUACUCGGUUCUGCCAAGCAGCGAGACUGCACACGUCAUCCGCAUCGGGAAGGGGGGAGAAGCGAAAGAAGGAAGAAGAAGGCAAAUAAGAAACUGGCCACGAUUUUCUCUACAAGAAUGAUACCCUGAUGCUUGGAAGCUCCUGGGACAGGAAGGGACAAUUUAGGUGUCUGAUUUCUGUCCACGGCUUUCGAGCCUCUCCUUUCAUUGAGAGAAUGAUAAAAGCCUAGGUGCUCGUCCUCAUUCAUUUGCUCCGGCCAUCGUAGCUUCUCGCAGCGCGUGGCCGCCAUUUGGCUGAGCGUCAUGGAACACGAGAUUCGAGUGGAUGCGACUUCCCGAAAUCUCGUCGACAGUCAUGGCUUCCUUGGACAGCCGCUUUUCUGCACAACGGCGGGGAUGAGCAGCUCCUUCCUCCAGACAUGCUCUUGCCAAAGGACAGCACGGCAGGAUGGCUCAGGCGUGUUCUCUCUGGAUCAAAAAGCUCCGCCAGCUCUUCUGGAUCCUCUCCCAUCUUCUCUCCCUCCAACAACCGUCCUCCAACCUCUAGUAAACAACAGCAUCAUCGAAGGACAGACGCUCUUUUUGGACGCUCUGGUCAUUUUUGGAUCUUUGCCAAGUUUCUUGCUAGUGACAUUCGUUUGGCCCCUAUUUAGGAGAUCAUCCUUUGCCUGCAGCAGUUUUGCAGUCGACCCUCUACUCGCUCCUUGUCGCUGCCAUUCAUCUCCAUCGACUUCAUUCCAAGGCACUCGGGUCCCGCCCCUUCCAGCAGGGCGCCAGCUUGAUCGCCAUGAUGAAUUCCACCAUGUUUUGGAGCUUAGCUCUGCUCUGCUCCCCCCUCCGGGUCCACGCCCUCGGCUCGUCCAUGUCUUCUGCCCAAGGC